Molecule: messenger RNA, 2051 nt
Organism: Rhinichthys klamathensis goyatoka
Lineage: Eukaryota; Metazoa; Chordata; Actinopteri; Cypriniformes; Leuciscidae
Gene: chic2
Product: cysteine-rich hydrophobic domain 2
Exons: 6
Coding region: 164-676 (170 amino acids)
Source: RefSeq, a predicted model, not a curated record
CGAGAUUUUCGGCGGAUGUUGAUAUUUUGAUCCGGAUUUCUGUACAGUCGUUUCUCACCGAGGCCGUACGAUCUGCGUUAUUGCAUAUAUUUGAGUAACGUGUGCGAAACGCGGUCUUUCUCGGCGCUUCUUUCGGGAAGCAAAGAGGCCGAGGCGGAGGGCGAUGAUGGAGGACUUUGAUGAGAUAUACGAGGAGGAGGAAGAGGAAGAAGAGGACGAGGACAGGGCCGCGGAAGAGCAGCUGCUCAAAUACGCUCCGGACCCGGUGGUAGUGCGCGGAUCCGGGCACGUCACUGUGUUUGGACUGAGCAAUAAAUUUGAGUCUGAGUUUCCCUCAGCCCUUACGGGAAAGGUUGCACCGGAGGAGUUCAAAGCCAGCAUAAACCGCGUGAACGGCUGUCUGAGGAAGGCUCUCCCGGUGAAUGUGCGCUGGCUGCUGUGCGGCUGUCUCUGCUGUUGCUGUACUCUGGGCUUUAGUCUGUGGCCGGUCAUCUGUCUUAGCAAAAGGACACGCAGAUCCAUAGAGAAGCUAUUGGAGUGGGAAAACUGCAGAUUGUAUCACAAGCUGUGUUUGCAUUGGAGGCUCAGCAAAAGGAAGUGUGAAACCAACAACAUGAUGGAAUAUGUCAUCCAAAUAGAGUUCCUUCCCAAGAUUCCCAUCUUCCGGCCGGAUUAGCAGUGGCGGGCCAUAGCUCAUCCCUCCGGCGUGGUCUUCCUGAGGUGCCUUUCUCCGGUACUGUCAUGGUUUUAUCAUGUGGCCUCGUCUCUUUUCCCUCCACACUCUGAGCAAGAGACUCGCCUCACGUCCGAGCGCCACUCACAGCACUCCUCACUGAGAAAGCACUGUUUACAACCCACAAACACACAUACCGAGGCACACGUCUGUGCCAUUUUGGUUUCGCGAGUGCAUGAAUACACACUGAGGGACCUUUACUGUCACAUGACUACACGGAGCCUGCGAGGAGGCCACGGAAAGUAACUUCUGAAACUGGAAACGUCUACUAUACCAUAAUCACAUCACACUAACUAAGCGACUUCCUGUUGCCGACAACAUCACUGUGGAGCGAAUCAGUGAAGAAUGGCUUGAGGAAGUGGCGGCUGUAGAAUUAAACCUUUCCUGUUAAUUAAAUAAAAAGAUGGAUGGUAGGAACGAUUAAUACGGAUUUUCAGUUAGCUGAAAGCCAAAUGGAUACGGUCAAUGCACAAUACAUAGUUCUCCAUCUCUCCUUAUCACAAAUCAUCAUCUAUAUACAAAGACAAUCAAACACUGACUGUGCCACGCACCAUCUAGACUCUGACGGGACUUUUGAGUCUAGUGGAAGUCAUGGAUCUGAUGCGGUCCAAGUUCACCAAUGGGUAGUGACGCAGCACAGAUUAGAUUUCUUUUGCUGGGUUUUUUUUGGAGCAUUUUUUAUCUUUGUUUACUUGCUCAGUUUAAAAAGACGAGCAGCAAAUGUUUGUCUCUUGAUUUGUGUGUGGAGGUGAUUGUUUCUGUCUGUCCCUGAGAUAUUUUGUUCACAAGUGAGACAAAUCAAAACAUUUAUAGGUUUGUUGGGUCAUUGGAAAAGUUCAACAAUUCAUUUUAACUAAUUACUGGGAGUCAAACUAAAUGAUAAUAAAAUAAAAUAUGAACCCACAAAUAUAGGAUUUUCUCCAGGGCAGAAAGACUUUAUUUCUACUUUUUUUUUAAUUUAAUCUUUUUCACUUCAUUUUUUUCAUCUUUGUUUCAAUCCUGGGUCAGGUGUGAAGACUAAGCAAGUCCUAUGCAGGCAUUUUCUCUUAGUGAACUAUACUUGUGUAAAUGUAUCCAAUUGUAGGUUAAUAAAACCGUUAUGUCCCAAUACUCAAUAAGACAAUUGGUCCUAUUAGGUCUCAAAACCUGAAAUUUAUGAAGUGUGUGUGUGAAUACUGAAUAUUAUUACUGAAAUUACAAUGGCCCUAUCUCUUGUCUGAUGUCAUCCUAAAUCCCAGGGACAUCGUCUUUAUUUUUCAAAAAAUAUUUCAGUGUAUUUAUGUACAAUGUGUACAGAAAUAAAACAUGCCCAACUUGA